Messenger RNA from Eimeria maxima, 9075 nucleotides. RefSeq lists its product as hypothetical. The transcript has 5 exons. Gene Ontology annotation, molecular function: ubiquitin protein ligase activity. The record is from RefSeq and is a predicted model, not a curated record. Bases 1 to 9075 code for a protein of 3024 amino acids. Gene Ontology annotation, cellular component: photoreceptor outer segment. Gene Ontology annotation, biological process: ubiquitin-dependent protein catabolic process; protein ubiquitination; visual perception. NCBI's taxonomy places the organism in Eukaryota, Apicomplexa, Conoidasida, Eucoccidiorida, Eimeriidae.
AUGCUACUAGGAGGCGCAGAUACUAUACUGCAGCAGCAGCAGCAGGAGCAACAGCAGCAGCAGCAGCAGCAGCAGCAGCGUGCUGAUUCCGACAACCAAUGGUACGAUGAGCCCCCUAAGAAGAGGGCAAAGAGGGAGCAGCAAACAGAAGAGCAGCAGCAGCAGCAGCAGCAGCAUGAACUGCAGCAGCAGCUGCUGUUGCACCUGCAGCAGCAAACAGGAGACUCUGCUGCUGUGGGGCUGCAUGCAACAGAGCAACAGACGUUGCAGUAUGUAGGAGAGGCAGCAGCAGCACCACCACCACCACCAGAAGCAGCAGCAGCAUCACCAGCAGCAUCACCACCAGCAGCAGCAGCGGCGGCAGCAGCAGCGUCACCAGCAGCAGCAGCAUCACCAGCAUUAGCAGUAGCAUCACAACUACCAGCAGCAGCAGGCGCAGCACAAUCAUCACUAGCACCAGCAGCAGCAGCAGCAGCCUCACCACUAGCAGCAGCAGCAGCAGCAUCGCCACUACAAACAGCAAGAGCAGCAGCGUUACCACUAGCAGCAGCAGCAGGAGGAGCACAAUCACCACUAGCACCAGAAGCAGGAGCAGCACAGUCACCACUAGCAGCAGCAGCAGCAGCAGCAGCGCCACCACUAGCAGCAGCAGCAGGAGCAGCACAAUCACCACUACCAGCACCAGCAACAACAGCACCAUCGCCACUAGCAGCACCAGCAGCAGCAGCAGCAGGAGCACCAUCACCACAAGCAGCAGCAGCACCAUCGCCACUAGCAGCAGCAGCAACGUCGCCACUAGCAGCAGCAGCAACAUCGCCACUGGCAGCAGCAAUAGCGCAGUCACCAGUAGCAGCAGCAGCAGCAGCAGCAGCAGAAGUAGCAGCAGCAGCAGCAGAAGUAGCAGCAGGAGCAGCAGCAAAAAGAGAAAAAGGAGAAGGAAUAACUUCCCCUGUUUGGGUAGAUGACACAACACCGCAGCAGAGCGAGCUGCUCAAAGCAGCAGCAGCAGCAGAAGCAGAAGUAGCAGCAGCAGCAGAAGUAGCAGCAGCAGCAGAAGUAGAAGCAACACCAUCAACACCAGCACUUUCUCCGCCAGCAGCAGAAGGAGCAGCACAUGCAGCAGCAGAUGCAGCAGCAGAAGCAGCAGCAGAUGCAGCAGCAGCAGCAGAUGCAGCAGCAACAGCAGCAGCAGAUGCAGAUGCAGCAGCAGCAGCAGCAGCAGCAGCAGAAGAGGAGAAGGAAGAAUUUUUGUCUUUCUGGACAGGGGAUAUAAGUCAGCAGGACGAGCUGCUGACAGCAGCAGCAGCAGAAGCAGCAGCAGCAGCAGCACCAGCAUCAGCAGACGAAGCAGCAGCAGCAGCAGCAGAAGACGACCUCCUUUCCUUUUUGAUAGAAAAUAUGGAUAGGGAGCUAGAUGGAGUGCCUUCAGCAGCAGCAGCAGCAGGAGCAGGAGCAGCAACAGGAGCAGCAGCAGCAGCAGCACCACCACCACCACCAGACUUAUAUCCCUACUGGAUGGAUAAUAUGAAUAUGCAGCAAGAUGACUUUCUUAUAGAACCAGCAGCAGCAGCAGCAGCAGCCCGAGCAGCAGCAGAAGCAACAAGCCCGGCAGCACCACCAGCAGCAUCACCAGCAGCAGCACAGGCAGCAGAAAAAGCAGCAGCAGCCUCGGAGCCAGCAGCAUCACGAGCAGCAGCAGCAGCAGCAGCAGCAGCACCAUCACCAGCAGCAGCAGCAGCAUCACCAGCAGCAGCAUCACCAAGGGUAGCAGCAGCAUCACCAAGGGUAGCAGCAGCAUCACCAAGGGUAGCAGCAGCAUCACCAAGGGCAGCAGCAGCAUCACCAAGGGUAGCAGCAGCAUCACCAAGGGUAGCAGCAGCAGCAGCAGCAGCAGCAGCAUCGCCAGCAGCAGCAGCAGCAUCACCAAUAGCAGUAGCAGCAUUAACACCACCAGCAGCACUAGUACCAGCAGCGCCAGUAGCAGCAGGAGCAGCAGCAGGAGCAGCAGCAGGAACAGUAGUACUAACAGCAGGACCAGCAGCAGGAGCAGCAGCAGGAUCAGUAGUGCUAACAGCAGGACCAGCAACAGGAGCAGCAGCAGGAGCAGCAGCAGGACCAGUAGUAAUAACAGCAGGACCAGCAACAGGCGCAGCAGCAGCAGCAGGACCAGUACUACUAACAGCAGGACCCGCAGCAGGACCAGCAGCAGCAGGACCAGUAGUGUUAGCAGCAGGACCAGCAGCAGUACCAGCAGCAGCAGCACCAGUAGUACUAGCAGCAGCAGCACCAGCAGCAGCACCAGCAGCAGCACCAGCACCAACAAUAAUUCUCCCUGUAUUAGUAAGUGAUGUAUAUAUGCAGCAAGGAGACAUUCUUCCAGCAUCAGCAGCAGCAGCAACAGCAGCACCAGCAGCACCAGCAGCAACACCAGUAGUACUAACAGCAGGACCAGCAGCAGCACCGGCUAUACUAGCAGCAGCACCAGCAGCAGCACCAGCAGCAGCACCAGCAGCAGCACCAGCAGCAGCACCAGCUAUACUAGCAGCAGCACCAGUAGCAGGACCAGCAGCAGCAGCACCGGCUAUACUAGCACCAGCACCAGCAGCAGCCCCAGCAGCAGCACCGGCUAUACUAGCAGCCGCAGCACCAGCAGCAGGACCAGCAGCAGCAGGACCGGCAAUACUAGCAGCAGCAGGACCAGCAGCAGGACCAGCAGCAGCAGCACCGGCAAUACUAGCAGCAGGACCAGCAGCAGCACCACUAACACUAACAGCAGCGCCCCCUGCAGCAGAAGCAGCAGCAGCAGCAGCAGCAGCAGCAGGAGGACAGCCAAUUCAGCAGCAGCAACCGCAGCAGCAGCAAUUGCAGCAGCAAUUGCAACAGCAAUUGCAGCAGCAAUUGCAGCAGCAAUUGCAGCAACAAGCUGCCUAUACAACCGAAGGUCUUCCUCCUAAUACUCCUGUAUUAGUACUUAAUGCCCUCCCUUCUCCUUCUCCUUCUUCUCUUGUAUUAGCUAAUCAGCAGCAGCUAGCUAAUCAGCAGCAGCAGCUAGCUAAUCAGCAGCAGCUAGCGAAUAAUCAACAGCUAGUUGUGCCGCAGCAGCUAGCUUUGCAGCAGCAGCAGCAGCUAGCUAAUCAGCAGCAGCUAGCGAAUAAUCAACAGCUAGUUGUGCCGCAGCAGCUAGCUUUGCAGCAGCAGCAGCAGCUAGUUCUACAGCAGCAGCAGCAACAGCAGCAGCAGCAGCAGCUAGCUCUGCAACAGCAGCAGCAGCAGCAGUUAGCUCUACAGCAGCAGUUAGCUCUACAGCAGCAGUUAGCUCUACAGCAGCAGUUAACUCUACAGCAGCAGCAACAGCAGCUAGCUCUACAACAGCAGCAGCAGCAGCUAGCUGCACCGCAACAGCUAGCUACGAAUCAGCAGCAAGCAGCACAGCAGAAGCUAGGUGCAGCACAACAGCUAACUACGAAUCAGCAGUUAGCUGCGAAUGAUCAGCUAGCUCCCCUGCAGCAGCUGGCUGUACUUCAGCAGCUAGCUGCACCACAGCAGCUAGGUGUACAGCAGCAGCAGCAACAACAACUAGCUUUACAUCAGCAGCAGCAACAACAACUAGCUUUACAGCAGCAGCAGCAACAGCAACUAGCUUUACAGCAGCAGCAGCAGCAGCAGCAGCAACUAGCUUUACAGCAGCAGCAGCAGCAGCAGCAGCAACUAGCUUUACAGCAGCAGCAGCAGCAGCAGCAGCAGCAACUAACUUUACAGCAGCAGCAGCAGCAGCAGCAGCAACUAGCUUUACAACAGCAUCAGCAGCAGCAGCAGCAACUAGCUUUACAGCAGCAGCAGCAGCAGCAGCAGCAACUAGCUUUACAGCAGCAGCAGCAGCAGCAGCAGCAACUAGCUUUACAGCAGCAGCAGCAGCUCGCUUUGCAGCAAGCUCUACAGCAGCAGCAAGCUCUACAGCAGCAGCUAGCUCUGCAGCAGCAGCAGCAGCAGCAGCAGCAGCUCGCUUUACAGCAGGCACUGCAGCAGCAGCAGCAGCAGCAGCUCGCCUUACAGCAGGCUCUACAGCAGCAGCUAGCUCUACAGCAGCAGCUAGCCUUACCUCAGCAGCUAGCUCUACAGCAGCAGCUAGCUGUGCCGCAGCAGCUAGCUCUACAGCAGGAGCUAGCUGCACCCCAGCAGCUAGGUGCACUGCAGCAGCUAGCUACCCCGCAGCAGCUAGCUACACUGCAGCAGCUAGCCACACUCCAACAGCUAACUGCCCCUCAGCAGCUAGCUGGACUGCAGCAGCUAGCUGCCCCGCAGCAGCUAGCUACAGCGCAGCAGCUAGCUACACUGCAGCAACUAGCUGCCCCUCAGCAGCUAGCCACAGCGCAGCAGCUAGCUGCACUUCAGCAGCUAGCUGGACCUCAGCAGCUAGCUACAGUGCAGAAGCUAGGUGCACUGCAGCAGCUAGCCGCAGUGCAGCAGCUAGCUGGGCCUGAGCAGCUAGGUGCACUGCAGCAGCUAGCCGCAGUGCAGCAGCUAGCUGGGCCUGAGCAGCUAGGUGCACUGCAGCAGCUAGCUACGGCCCACGAGCUAGCUGCAUUUCAGCAGCUAGCCGCACAGCAGCAGCUAGCAGUACAGCAGCAGCUAGCAGUACAGCAACAGCUAGCCGCACAGCAGCAGCAGGUUCUACAGCAGCAGCUAGCCGCACAGCAGCAGCAAGCUGUGCAGCAGCAGCAGCAGCAGCAGCAAGCCAUCCCUCGGCAGCUAGCUGCUCCCCCCGAGCCAGAUAGCCCUCCACGGCUAGCUAGCCCUCCACCGGUAGCUAGCUAUCCCCAGCUACCUAGCCCUCCCAAGCUAGCUAGACCUCGGCAGUUAUCCACUCAGCAGCAGCUAGCUGAACAAGAGCAGCAGCAGCUAGCUAAACAACGGCAGCAGCAGCUAGCUGAACAACGGCAGCAGCAGCUAGCUGAACAACAGCAGCAGCAGCUAGCUGCACAUCCGUCGUUAUCCCCACAACAGCAGCUAGCUACCCCUAGCCACUCAGCUAGCCCUCCCCAGUCAGCUAGCCCUCCCCAGCUAGCUAGCGCUCCCCAGCUAGCUACUGCUAGCGAGCUAGCUAGUCCUAGCGAGCCAGCUAGCCGUAGAAGAAGAGGAGGUAGAUCUAAGUUACGAAUAAUAAGGGAAGAAAUAACAACAGAAAGAAGAAUAACAAGACAAACAGCAAGAUUAUUAAGACAACAGCUGUCUAUACACCCAAAUUUAGAUAGUCAUAUACAACAAGGACAGCUGCCUAUACACCCCAAUUUAGAUAAUUAUAUACAACAACAAGGAAUACUCCCUAUACACCCCAAUAUACAACAGGGAGAGGUGCCUAUACACCAGGAGACAGAUAGACAAGAGGAGAAAAAUAGGCAACAAAAGAGGAGAGAUAGGAAACAAAAGGAGACAGAUAAGCAACAGGAGGAGGAGACACAUAAGAAGGAAGAGAUAGAUAAGGAGGAGGAGGAGACAGAAAAUAAACAAAAAGAAACACUUAUAGAGGAGGAGACACAUAAGGAGACACCUAGACAAGAGGAGACACAAAAGGAGACACAAAAGGAGACACAAAAGGAGACAAUUAUACAACAGGAAGCACAUACACAAGAGGGAAUACAAGAAGAAAAGGAGACACAAGAAGAAAAGGAGACACAAGAAGAAAAGGAGACACAAGAAGAAAAGGAGAGAGAAGAAGAAAAGGAGACAGGAGAAGAAAAGGAGAGAGAAGAAGAAAAAGAGACACAAGAAGAAAAGGAGAGAGAAGAAGAAAAGGAGACAGGAGAAGAAAAGGAAAAAGAAGAAGAAAAGGAGAAAGAAGAAGAAAAGGAGACAGUGUAUACACUACGAGAGGGGACACAAUUAGCAUUCCUUAUACAAACAAAGGAGACACAACAGGAACAAGAGGAGAGACAAGAAGAAGAAAAGGAGGAGAGACAAGAAGAAGAAAAGGAGGAGAGACAAGAAGAAAAGGAGGAGAGAACUAUAUUAAUAAAGGAUACAUAUAUACCUAUAGAGGAGACACAAGAAAAGGAGACACAAGAAAAGGAGACGCAAGAAAAGGAGACACCUAUACUACCUAUAGAGGAGACACCUAUACUACCUAUAGAGGAGACAGCUUAUAUACAAGAAAAGGAGACACAUAUAUUAAUAGAGGAGACACCUAUAUUAAUAAGGGAGACACCUAUAAGGGAGACAAUAAAGGAGACACCUAUAGUAAUAGAGGAGGAGACAGUAAUAAAGCAGACAAUAAAGGAGACACUAUAUACACAUAAUGAGGAUACAGAGGAUUAUAUGCCUAUGGACUUUAUACCUGAGGAAACAACAGCAGAUGCAGAUGCAGCAGAUGCAGCAGCAGAAGCAGCAGAAGCAGCAGCAGCAGCAACAAUAUUGCAGCAGCAGCAAGAAGCAGCAGCAGCAGCAGCAGCAGCAGCGUUACUGCAGCAACAGCAAAUCCAACAGGAGACAACAAUUCCUUAUGUAGUGAUUAACCCUGAGGAGACAGCUAGCUAUGAGGGGACACUUAUACAGCAGCAGCAGCAGCACCAGCACCAGCAGCUAGCUGUACCUCAGGAGACAGCUAGCUAUACAGAUACAUAUAUACAGCAGCAGCUAGCUGUCCCUGCUCCUAUACCCCAGGAGACAGUUAGCCCAGGGGAGACAUAUAUGCAGCAGCUAGCUAUCCCUAUCCACCAGCAGCAGCAGCAACAGCAGCAGCAGCAGGAGCAGCUAACUGUUAUCCCUCAGGAGACAGUUAGCCCAGGGGAGACAUAUAUGCAGCAGCUAGGUAUCCCUAUCCACCAGCAGCAGCAGCAACAGCCGCAGCAGCAGCAGCAGCAGCUAACUGUUAUCCCUCAGGAGACAGUUAGCCCAGGGGAGACAUUUAUGCAGCAGCUAGGUAUCCCUAUCCACCAGGUCGUCGUCGUACAGCAGCAGCAGCAGGAGCAGCAGCUAACUGUUAUCCCUCAGGCGACAGGUAGCCCAGGGGAGACAUUUAUGCAGCAGCUAGGUAUCCCUAUCCACCAGCAGCAGCAGCAACAGCAGCAGCAGCAGGAGCAGCUAACUGUUAUCCCUCAGGCGACAGUUAGCCCAGGGGAGACAUUUAUGCAACAGCUAGCUACCCCUAUCCAUCAGCAGCAGCAGCAGCAGCAGCAGCAGCAGCUAACUGUUAUCCCUCAGGAGACAGUUAGCCCAGGGGAGACAUUUAUGCAGCAGCUAGGUAUCCCUAUCCACCAGCAGCACGUCGUUGUCCAGCAGCAGCAGCAGCAGGAGCAGCUAACUGUUAUCUCUCAGGAGACAGUUAGCCCAGGGGAGACAUAUAUGCAGCAGCUAGGUAUCCCUAUCCACCAGCAGCAGCAGCAACAGCAGCAGCAGCAGCAGGAGCAGCUAACUGUUAUCUCUCAGGAGACAGUUAGCCCAGGGGAGACAUUUAUGCAGCAGCUAGGUAUCCCUAUCCACCACCAGCAGCAGCAACAGCAGCAGCAGCAGCAGCUAACUAUUAUCCCUCAGGAGACAGUUAUCCUUAAGGAGACAAUUAUACAGCAGGAGACAGGUAUACAGCAGCAGCUAACUUAUAUACCUCAGCAGCAGCUAGCUUAUGUGCAGCAGCCGCAGCAGCAGAUAGGAAUUAUACCUCAGCAGCAGCAGCAGCAGCAGUAUAUAACUCAGCAGCAGCUUACUGUUGUCCCUCAAGUAUUAUCCCUGCACCAGCAGCUAGCUGCUGCUAGUGUCUCUGUUGGGCAGCAGCAGCUAACUAUUGUCCCUUCGCAGCAGCUAGCUAUUGUCGCUCCGCAGCAGCUAGCUGUUGUCUCUCCGCAGCUAGCUGUGUACCCUCAGGAGACAAUUCUGCAUCCGCAGCUAGCACUCCUACAGCAGCAGCAGCAGCAGCAACAACAACAACAGCAACAACAACAACAGCAGCAGCAGCAGCUAGCUGCUGCUGCUGCUGCUCGUCAAGGAUUUAUACAACAAAGACUAAGACCUGCCUCCGUAUAUCCAGAGGAGACACCUUAUACAGAAAAAGGAGGAGGAGGGAGAGGAGGAGGAGGAAGAGGAAGAGGAGGAGGAGGAGGAAGAGGAGAGGAGACAGAGGAGGAGGAGGAUACAGAGGAGGAGGAUACAGAGGAUGAGACAGAGGAGACAGAGGAGACAGAGGGGACAGAGGAAGAAGAAAGAAAAGAAAAAGAAAAAGAAGAAAAAAGAAAAAGAAUAAUACAUGUAUAUUGUAAUAAAAGAAGAAUAAGUAAGGAAAUAGAUAAUAAUAAUAAUAAUAAAGAAAAAGAAGAAGAAAAAAAAGAAGAAAAAAAAGAAGAAAAAAAAGAAGAAAAGAAAGAGACACAGGAACAAGAAGAGGAGGAGAUAGAGGAGAUAGAGGAGACAGAGGAGGAGAUAGAGGAGACAGAGGAGGAGAUAGAGGAGACAGAGGAGGAGAUAGAGGAGACAGAUGAGGAGGAGGAAGAAGAAGAAGAAGAAGGAGGAGGAGGACAAGGAAAAGAAGAAGAAGGAAUAAAUUAUAAAUUAUAUAGAGGAGAAGAAGAAGAAGAAGAAGAAAAAGAAGAAAAAAUAUAUAAAUUAUUUAGUCAUGGAGACGAAGAAGAUACAGAAGAAGAAGAAAAAGAAAGAAAAAAAAAAGAAGAAAAAAAAGAGACAGAAGAAGAGGAGACAGAGGAGACAGAGGAGACAGAGGAGACAGAGGAGACAGAGGAGACAGAGGAAGAAGGAGAAGAACAAGGAGCAGGAGGAGGAGGAGGACAAGAAAGAAAGGAGAAAGAAGGGGAAGAAGAGGAAGAACAGGACGAGGAGACAGAGGAGGAAGAGGAGACAGAGGAGGAGGACGAGGAAGAAGAGGAAGAAAAAGACGAGGAAGAAGAAGAAGAAGAAGAAAUAAAUAAAAUAAUAAAAGAUUUAAUGACUAAUAAAGAUUUAGCCCCUAGGGGUGUAAUAAUAAGAAAACCUUUAGGCGGAUCCUUCCUUAGUAAUAGCUUCUGUGCCUAUCCGUGCUCCCCAGCAGCAGCAGCAGCAGGAACAACAGGAGGAGAAGGAGAAGGAGGGCAAUAA